Sphaeramia orbicularis (orbiculate cardinalfish) is the source of this 1657-nucleotide messenger RNA. It is a transcript of the gene eif4ebp2, whose product is annotated as eukaryotic translation initiation factor 4E binding protein 2. NCBI's taxonomy places the organism in Eukaryota, Metazoa, Chordata, Actinopteri, Kurtiformes, Apogonidae. Gene Ontology annotation, biological process: negative regulation of translational initiation. Bases 199 to 543 code for a protein of 114 amino acids. The record is from RefSeq and is a predicted model, not a curated record. The transcript is spliced from 3 exons. Gene Ontology annotation, cellular component: cytoplasm. Gene Ontology annotation, molecular function: eukaryotic initiation factor 4E binding.
CGCCGCUUGUCGUGCUUCCUGCCUUGCUGAGGGAGGGGACGGUGCUGACGGCUGGGAGGACGAAAGGAGAGACAAGAAAGCUUUUGGGAAGAAAUAAGAGAGUGGGGAAAGGCCCCGGUGUCCACCGUCCGUCGGGAAAUUAACACCCCCACAUUUGUGUAGCUGCUGUAUUUGUCACCGGACCGGCGCUAAAACAAAAUGUCGAACAGUCGUCAGCUUAGCGAGAGCAGGGCCAUCCCGACCAGGACGGUGUCGAUCAACGACACAACGCAGCUACCUCAUGACUAUUGUACCACCCCUGGAGGCACUUUAUUCUCCACCACUCCUGGAGGCACCCGGAUCAUCUAUGACCGUAAGUUCUUACUGGACAGGCGUAACUCUCCGAUUGCCCAGACCCCUCCAGCUCACCUGCCUGUCAUUCCCGGAGUGACCAGCCAACACAUCCUGAGUGAGAACCAGAAGAACGAAGCCAAGAACCACAUCAACAAUCAUGACGGCAAGCCCACAACCGGUGACGACGCUCAGUUUGAAAUGGACAUCUAACGGACUGGAACCUCACCAGCAAAAGCAAAUGACCUGGCAUCACGUGUGCCAGUGGCUUGGCUUGUAGAAAACCAAUGUUGUGAGCCCUCAUGGCAGCCAUCUUCUUUUGCUCUCUCUCUUGUCUCGCUGCUGGAUGUAAUGUGUGUAAACCACAGGAAUACAGUUUAUUAUGCGUACAAGUACACCACGGCCAACUCUGGAAACUAGGUAGAGGGUUGAUCGGACUAGGUUUCCAUGGUUACCAGUGACUGUACAAAUCAACAAAUACAACAAGGGAGUGGGCCUGAAUGCUUUGUCCAGUUUAGAUCAUGGUCAUACGGCAUACGGUGAUCCUUUUUUCUGUGAAUCAGGAUUUUAACAGAGCACACUAUAACAAAUGAUAACAUUCAAGUUAUGUUCAAGUGGUGAAUGAAAUAGUCAUUUUACAUACUGGCCUUAGAAUCAGUCAAAAGCUUUGAUACUCAUCACAGUCUUUUUGGUUUUUAAGACCCUUGGAAGCACGUUAUUUAAUUUUUGGGAAGUACUUGAAAAGCUCCACAAUCUAUUAUCAGUUCUCUGGUCUGUUUUUAAAGGGAUGCUGUGUUGUUUUAUUUUCCAGUUAGUUUUUUCACACCAUUCCAAUAUUCUCAUUCUCUUCAUCAACACAAGCCUGUGUCAGUUUCCAUUUUUCUUUUUUUUCUUUUUUUUGCUUUUAAAAUAAGUUAGAAGUUUGACAAAGUCAUUCUAAGUAUCAAAUCCACUUUCCCGAAGCUUUUAGCCACAUCUCAUAGCCCUCAUCCGCCAGUAGUUGUCAUGGAGAUGGUGUUAAAAGGUGGCCACUCACAUUUGACUGUGGACACCGUUUGCAAGUGUCAGAUGACAAUUCCUGCAGCCUCUUUUUAUGACUACUGAGAUUAUAUCAAAAAUAAAAUUGGCCUUUUAUCAAUCUUUAUUUUGUGAUAAAGGUCAUGAGAUGUUUCUGAAAGCUCUAUUAAAUGGGCCUCAAGUUACGAAGUCUUUGCUAGAAAUAUAAAACCUCAACAUAAUCAUCAAAGUGAUUGUAUUUCCUAUGAUAAUGUCAAAUCCAAGACUUAAGAAUUACAUUUCAUUUAGGAGUAUACUUCAGUUUAUUAAA